GUCGGUGCUGACAGGUCGUCGUCGUCGGCGGCUCUCCCCGCGGAGGGGUCAUGAAUCAGACCGACGCUCCCCGGCCGCUCAACUGGACCAUCCGGAAGCUGUGCCAUGCCGCCUUCCUCCCCUCCGUCAGGCUUCUCAAGGCACAGAAAUCAUGGAUAGAAAGAGCAUUUUACAAGAGAGAAUGUGUUCAUAUCAUACCCAGCACCAAAGACCCCCAUAGGUGUUGCUGUGGGCGUCUAAUAGGUCAACAUGUUGGACUGACUCCAAGCAUCUCCGUUAUUCAGAAUGAGAAAAAUGAAAGCAGGCUUACUCGCAAUGACAUCCAGUCGGAGAAGUGGUCCAUCAGCAAGCACACGCAGCUCAGCCCGACGGACGCUUUUGGAACCAUUGAGUUCCAAGGAGGAGGCCACUCCAAUAAAGCCAUGUAUGUACGUGUGUCUUUUGACACAAAGCCUGACCUUCUUCUGCAUCUGAUGACCAAAGAGUGGCAGCUUGAGCUCCCUAAACUUCUCAUCUCUGUGCACGGGGGCCUUCAGAAUUUUGAACUUCAGCCAAAACUCAAGCAAGUCUUCGGAAAAGGCCUCAUUAAGGCUGCCAUGACAACUGGAGCUUGGAUAUUCACUGGAGGAGUAAACACAGGAGUCAUUCGGCAUGUUGGAGAUGCACUGAAAGAUCAUGCUUCAAAAUCUCGAGGGAAGAUCUGCACCAUUGGUAUAGCUCCCUGGGGAAUUGUGGAAAAUCAAGAGGAUCUGAUUGGCAAAGAUGUGGUUCGACCAUACCAAACGAUGUCCAAUCCCAUGAGUAAAUUGACAGUGCUCAACAGUAUGCAUUCUCAUUUUAUUUUGGCUGACAAUGGCACUACUGGUAAAUAUGGAGCAGAGGUGAAACUUCGUAGACAGUUGGAAAAGCACAUUUCCCUUCAGAAGAUAAAUACAAGAAUUGGUCAAGGGGUUCCUGUGGUGGCCCUCAUUGUGGAAGGAGGUCCCAAUGUUAUCUCCAUCGUUCUGGAGUACCUGCGAGACACUCCUCCUGUUCCUGUUGUGAUAUGCGAUGGCAGUGGCCGGGCAUCUGACAUCCUUGCCUUUGGUCAUAAAUACUCUGAAGAAGGAGGACUUAUCAACGAGUCUUUGAGGGACCAGUUGCUAGUUACCAUACAGAAGACUUUCACAUACACCCGAACCCAGGCACAGCACCUCUUCAUUAUCCUCAUGGAAUGUAUGAAAAAGAAGGAGCUGAUCACAGUAUUUCGCAUGGGAUCAGAAGGACAUCAGGAUAUUGAUUUAGCUAUCCUGACAGCAUUACUAAAAGGAGCUAACGCAUCUGCUCCAGACCAGCUGAGCCUAGCAUUAGCCUGGAACAGAGUAGACAUCGCCCGCAGUCAGAUCUUUAUUUAUGGGCAGCAGUGGCCGGUGGGCUCCCUUGAGCAAGCAAUGCUGGAUGCACUGGUGUUGGACAGAGUGGAUUUUGUGAAAUUACUCAUAGAAAAUGGAGUAAGCAUGCAUCGUUUUCUCACCAUCUCCCGGCUAGAGGAAUUGUACAACACGAGACAUGGACCGUCCAACACUCUGUAUCAUCUAGUCAGGGAUGUCAAAAAGCGAGAAUAUCCAGGUUUCGGUUGGAUCUAUUUUAAGGGAAAUUUACCCCCUGAUUAUCGGAUAAGUCUGAUUGAUAUUGGUUUGGUGAUAGAGUACCUGAUGGGAGGAGCGUAUCGCUGCAAUUACACCCGAAAGCGGUUCAGAACACUGUACCACAAUUUAUUUGGGCCCAAGAGGCCAAAAGCCCUGAAACUGUUGGGAAUGGAGGAUGAUGUUCCAUUGCGGCGAGGGAGGAAAACAACAAAGAAAAGAGAAGAAGAAGUUGAUAUUGAUUUGGAUGACCCUGAGAUCAAUCAUUUCCCCUUCCCGUUCCAUGAGCUGAUGGUGUGGGCUGUGCUGAUGAAGCGUCAGAAGAUGGCACUCUUCUUUUGGCAGCAUGGGGAAGAGGCUAUGGCUAAAGCACUGGUGGCCUGUAAACUCUGCAAAGCCAUGGCCCAUGAAGCAUCAGAAAACGACAUGGUGGAUGACAUAUCCCAGGAGCUGAACCAUAAUUCCAGGGACUUUGGCCAGUUGGCGGUGGAGCUGUUGGACCAGUCGUACAAGCAGGAUGAGCAACUGGCAAUGAAACUGCUGACCUACGAGCUGAAGAACUGGAGCAACGCCACGUGCCUGCAGCUCGCAGUGGCAGCCAAGCACAGGGACUUCAUCGCUCACACGUGCAGCCAAAUGCUGCUCACAGACAUGUGGAUGGGUCGUCUCCGGAUGCGUAAAAAUUCUGGCCUAAAGGUAAUUCUAGGAAUUCUACUUCCUCCUUCAAUCCUCAGCUUGGAAUUCAAGAACAAAGAUGAUAUGCCUUACAUGUCCCAGGCUAACGAGAUCCAUCUUCAAGAGAAAGAACCAGAAGAACCAGAAAAGCCAGUGAAAGAAAAAGAUGAGGAGGAUAUGGAACUCACCGCAAACAGCAGGAGCUGCCCACAGGACCCCGUCUGCAGGCAGGCAGAAGGACCUGCCUACAGGACCCAAUAUGCAGGCAAGCCGAAGGAGGAACCCACAAGACCCACCUACAGGACCCGUUUGCAGGCAAUGCUUGGACGAGGGAAUGGAGAGCCCUCAAGAAAGAAAGAGGAAGAGGAAGUUCAGAGCAGGCACAGACUGAUCCCUGUUGGAAGAAAGAUUUAUGAGUUCUACAAUGCUCCUAUCGUUAAAUUUUGGUUUUACACACUGGCCUAUAUAGGCUACUUGAUGCUGUUCAAUUAUAUAGUGUUAGUGAAGAUGGAUCGCUGGCCAUCUACACAGGAAUGGAUUGUCAUCUCGUACAUUUUCACUCUGGGAAUAGAGAAGAUGAGAGAGAUAUUGAUGUCAGAGCCUGGGAAGCUGUUACAGAAAGUAAAAGUUUGGCUCCAGGAGUACUGGAACGUUACUGAUCUGAUAGCUAUCCUCCUGUUCUCCGUCGGAAUGGUGCUCCGUCUGCAAGAUCUGCCACUCCGGAGUGACGGCCGAGUGAUAUACUGUGUUAACAUAAUUUACUGGUAUAUACGGUUAUUAGACAUCUUCGGAGUAAACAAGUAUUUGGGACCAUAUGUUAUGAUGAUUGGGAAAAUGAUGAUAGAUAUGAUGUACUUUGUCAUCAUCAUGUUGGUGGUUCUGAUGAGCUUUGGUGUCGCAAGACAGGCUAUUCUCUUCCCCAAUGAGGAACCUUCGUGGAAGCUGGCGAAAAACAUAUUUUACAUGCCUUAUUGGAUGAUCUAUGGGGAAGUGUUUGCAGACCAGAUAGACCCUCCUUGUGGUCAAAAUGAAACCAGAGAAGAUGGCAAAAUAAUCCAGCUACCUCCCUGCAAGACAGGAGCAUGGAUCGUUCCUGCCAUCAUGGCCUGUUACCUCUUGGUUGCAAACAUCCUUUUGGUGAACCUCCUCAUUGCUGUUUUCAACAAUACAUUUUUUGAAGUCAAAUCCAUAUCCAACCAAGUAUGGAAAUUUCAAAGAUACCAGCUAAUCAUGACAUUUCAUGAAAGACCUGUUCUCCCACCACCUCUGAUCAUUUUCAGCCACAUGACUAUGAUAUUCCAACACCUCUGCUGCAGAUGGCGGAAGCAUGAAAGCGACCCAGAUGAGAGAGACUAUGGAUUGAAACUUUUCAUAACUGAGGAUGAAUUGAAAAAAGUCCAUGAUUUUGAAGAGCAGUGCAUAGAAGAAUAUUUUAGAGAAAAGGAUGACAGAUUCAAUUCCUCCAAUGAUGAAAGAAUCCGUGUCACUUCAGAAAGGGUAGAGAACAUGGCCAUGCGACUGGAAGAAGUAAACGAGCGAGAGCACUGCAUGAAGGCCUCUCUGCAGACCGUUGACAUCAGGCUUGCUCAGCUGGAAGAUAUGAUGGGACGAAUGGUUACCGCCUUAGAAAAACUGACCGGCAUAGAGAGAGGUGAGACAACCAAGAUACGAUCCAGGACCUCAUCUGACUGUACGGAUGCAGCCUACAUUGUGAGGCAGAGUAGCUUCAAUAGCCAGGAAGGAAAUACUUAUAAGCUUCAAGAGAGCAUAGAUCCCACGGGAGAGGAGUCCAUGUCCCCAACGUCUCCUACAAUCACACCCCGCAUGCGAAGCCACUCUUUCUAUGCAACAAAUAUGAAGGACAAGUGUGGCUUGGAAAAGUUUGAAAGCAUUUUUAAGGAAAGAUCGCCAAGUCUGCAUCGAGCUAUCAGUUCCCACUCAAUAGCAAAAGAAGGAAAGGUUCCCUUAGCACCUACCAGCACUUUGUCAAUUGCCCCAGACUCCAGAAGGCCUUCGUCUUGUAUAGACAUCUACGUUUCUGCCAUGGAUGAGAUGCAUUCUGACACAGAGCCUCUUGACAGCUCCAUAAAUAUUCUCGGUACCGGAGAUGUGGCUCUGCAGGCCCACAUAGCCUCUUCCAUUUUAGCUAACAGUGCGUACAUUAGCAGUACACCUGGAGAAAAAAUUGCUGGCAGGAGUCUUGAUUACGAGGAAACCUCUGGAAUUGAAACAAGAGCAUUUUCUUCAGACUAUUCACAAAUCACAGAUUGCCAAAUCCCCUGGGAUUCAGACCCUCCCUUGUACCACACUUUAGAGCGAUCUAAAAGCAGUCGUUACCUGGCUACGACUCCAUUUAUUUUGGAGGAAACGCCAAUUGUGAAAUCUCACAGUUUCAUGUUCUCUCCAUCUCGAAGUUACUUCAGCAGCCUCGGUGUCCCAGUCAAAACAGCAGAGUACACAAGCAUUACGGACUGCAUAGACACGAGGUGUGUGAGCGCUCCACAGGCCAUCGCAGAGAGGGCCAGUUUCCCUGGAAGUCUUGGGGGCAAAGUGGAAGACUUGGGAUGCUGCCACCCAGAGAGAGAAGCUGAGCUAAGCCACCCCAGCUCUGAUCAUGAGGAUAUUGAGGCCAAAGACAAGAAGGGGAUCCUCUUAUCUCCUCAAGACAGCAAUGCUACAAGAACUCUGGCCAACAGCAUCCCACUUCCAAAAAUAGAGCGGGCCAACAGCUACUCUGCAGAGGAGUCCAACAUGUUGUAUGCACAGCACACGCGGAAGAGCUACUCUAUCAGCGACAAACUUGACAGACAGCGAAACACAACAGGCCUCCGAAACCCUUUCCAAAGGAGUAAGUCCUCUAGACCAGAGAGCAGAGGGGACAACCUGUCCAUGAGGAGACUGUCAAGAACGGGAGCCUUCCGCAGCUUUGAAAGCAAGCACAGCUAGGCCUAUCAGCAGUCUAAGGGUCAUCUGCUCUCCAGUUCAUUUUUCUUAGCAGAAUUUUAAAAAAAAAAAGAAACACGUUACCCCAUGUCAACUCCAGUUGGCAAUAGCCACUGGUCAAGGGAGCACAUUGUCAGCCUCAGCACCGCCCACUGAGUUACUGCAUCUUGACCCAGUUGACAUUUGCACUUAAGGAAAAAGGAAGGGAUGAAAGCUUUACAAAGACUUCAGUAAACAACAGGAAUAACAAACCCCUUUUAUGAAGUCACAAGAAAUAAAUGAGUAGGUUCAGAAAUCUGCCUUUUAUUAGAAGGCAUCCUAAAAUCCUUGAUCAUUAUUCAAGUUUUUAGGAUGCAGAAAUUAGCUGGCAAAAAGAGAUGUACAAAUUAGAUGUUCUAAACUUCAAUCACGACUUCUUUUUCAUCUGUUUCACCGUUGUGAUGACUGAUGAAAAGCAUUUGUUAUUUCUGUAGGAACUGGCAGCAAACAAACCUAAAAUCUCCCAAAUCCCUUCCAUCCCACACUUGUGGAAAUGAAGAAAGAUGAACAAGAUAACAACCAUAAUGUUCACUUGUCUCUUUUUUUAUCAACUUCUAGUGCCACAAAAAGUUUAUAUUUUCAAGAGCAGAAAGGGAAAUGAAAUGCCUUUUGUACUGCAGCUUAAAUGGAGGAAGAAUUUAUGUUAAAGUAUCAGGUGAUUUCCUGUAUAAAACAGGCAUUCUAGAUUCUAGCACAGCUGAGCAAGCUCAGGAUGAAUGUAAUUAAGCGGAAUAGUAUAUAUUUAUUUUUUUACCACAUUUGUCAUAAUAUGUUGUCUCACUAAAUCAAAGGAUGUGAUGGAACAGUAAGAACAGGAUGAUCAGAGCACAGUAAUAUUGUCGGGAUCUCACUGCUCUGUUUAAUUACGUAUACAAAUUGGGGAGAUUUAUCCGCCAGGCUACUACCAGGCUCUACUUGCUGUUCCAUUUGAGUUGCUGAUUUUUCACAUCAUUCCCUCACCUAAAAAUAUACAACAUUUUUUUUUUUAUUAUUAUUGUUUUCAUGAGGACAUGGCCAUAUUUGAACAUUUCACAGUAUACAAGAUUUAUCAAGCGGUCUGAAUCCAGAUUCAUGCAAUUAGGCUGAAGUUGCUUAAGGGAAAAUGUUCUUGGCAGAGGACUGAUAAAACACUAAAAAAGUCUAUAUGCUUUUAAGGUAAGUUAAAGAAAGAAAAGAACCAAAGUGAAACUGCAGAUGUCUUUUAACAGCAAAAGCCGCCAGUUGCAACUAGGCUUCCACUGUUCAGCACCAUAUCACACAACCUGCAUUUUUGUAAGAGAAAGUACAUCUGCAUGGUAGCACAGUUGUGUGUUUUGGUUGAAGACAGUCGUAACUCCACCAAACCCACCCACUUUCCAAGGGUCCACGAUGUCAACCAGUUUCAAGCUUCUCAUGAGAAGAUAUCACAGUGGUCACAGGUGGAAGGGUACGCAGAAGAUGCGUGGAGAAGGGUGGAGAAGCAUAAACUGCAACUGCAUCAAAAUUUCACAUCCUUUACGAAGGCACGACUUUUAAGCUUGUAAAGAGUCGAAGCUAGUGCUAUUAAAAAUUAAAACAUUUCUACAACGACCAACAUCUGUGUAGAACCAGCUCCUUUUUGUUUUUAAAAAUGAACACAUGUGAGUGGGGUACAUAUUUCCCAUUAUUUAAAUGGGAAUUAUCUUCCAAAUCUCUAAGGCAGCUUUGAAAAUGCAGGCUGACAUUUUCUCACAGGGAUCUUACCCUGGGAGACUCUGAGCAUUGUACGAGAGCUAAGUCUGAAAGGCAACAAAUCCAGACAUAAAAAUGACCAUCAGCCUCCGGAAAAGAGGCAAAGAAGGUGAAAACAUUUAGGUACUGAGUCACUACAUUGGAAAGUUCAGGAAAUAAAGAAAUGCAGCAUGGGGACUUUAAGCACAAUGUGUUUCAUACUUCCUGUACCAACGUGUUCCUUGCUUUCUUCUAUUUGAUCAGGCUUUCAAUGAGCUAAACUCCACCAAGACACCACGUUUAUGCAAUUGCCUUGCAGUCCAUGUGGAGCGUUACGGUCACAUGGCAACACCGAGAAAGGUCAGAAACCUUUCCGUGCGUUAUGAAGCAUGCUUGUGACGGGCUGAUUGUUGAACAAUAGCAAAAUGCCCAGGGGCAAAGGAACUUGUGUUUAACAAUCUGCUUCAAAUGUGCCAACUUCUGUUAGCAGCCUUUUCCUAAGGCUUCUCCAAAUCUGACUAUCCUUGGUGAGUAGAGGGGGAUAUUCUCACUUUGUUUUCUUUGUUACUUUUACGAAUGUCUGCUAAAACUGUUCGUGGACUCUUCCACCUUCACCGUAUUACUGGCCUACUCUAGAGGAACUUCAGAUUCAUUACAAAUUCCUCAACAGUGCUUAGUGAAUUAGUUCAAGGCAUAGGGCUCUCCUCUGGGGUAGAUUCCAUCUUUUAGUUUGUCAGGGUUAAAGGAAUUUGCCAAACCCGGAAGCUGUAUAAAUGUUUAGGAUACAGCACUUUAUUGAUCUGGAGCACAAAUUCCAGGCAAAAAUGAAACAGGACACUUUAUUUACCUCUUAAAAUUUGCCAUUAUAUAUAAAAUGUAAAUUCAGAUGUUAAAAGUGUGAUUGCAAGAUGUCAGAACACUACUUUUCCUGAAUGUCUCCCAUUUAUUCUACGAUAUGGUCUCUAUAGAAUAUAUUAUGAUGGAUGUUAGAUCAUUUUAUCUUCACCUGUUUUUUACACAUUCCAUCAAACUGGUCCUUUUUGAAUUUGAUGGUAAAACACCGAUUCCUUGCAACGGGACCAGAUUUCCCACUCCUGAUAUUAUUAUGAUCAUUUAGUGAGAGCAGAAGUCUUAUCAUCCAUCAUCAUGUAGCUAUAGCAUGUGCCAUAUGACAUAUUCUGUAUCAAAUGAUAGCUUAUGAAAUAUAUAUACACACAUAUAUACAUAUCUCCCAUAGAUAAACCAGUAUAGUUGUGACAUGUGGUAAUAUUAGUGAACGUUACAGGACAGUUUUAAUAUCACAUUAUAAGGUCUUGUUUUGUAAAUCUGUAACAUUCAAUAAAAUAGCACAUGUUGCAUCGAGCAUUAAGUUCCACUAUCCAAUUAUUAGCUUACAUAUGGAAUAUGCAUUUCUGGUCACAGUGUGUAAGUUUGGUAUAUUUCACGCAUUUCUCUGUAUAGGUCCACUUAAACGCCUGUAUGAGCUGAUGUAUAAACCUCUAAUGAGCCACUGUGGGCUGUGACAGGUGAGUUGUGAUAGUGUGAAAGACGAACUGGCAUGUUAUGCAAAAGAUUAUAAGAUAAAUGAACUUUAAUAAUAUUUUGAAAUUCAACUGAACUUAGCUGUUUGUUUACAUAUGCUGGCCGACUAAGGAAGCGGUGUACAGUAUUUUAUAAAUAUUUUCCUAUAGUAAUCCGUUCUGUUGUUUCCAGUUUAAGUGAUGCUAUUCUACAGUUGGGGUAUACACUUGUCCUUGGUAUUGGAUUAUAGCACAUUAUUUCACAAUAACAGUGUGAUAUGACUGAAGUAGUUUCUCUUCUUUACAGUCCAGUCUUUUUUUGUGUCAACGAAAAUGCAUGCAUUGUUCCAUAAGUUUCUUUGGACUACUAUGAGACUUAACAUUUUGCUAUUGCCUGCCUGUAAAGAUGAAUCCAGUUAGGAAUGAAUUCAAGAUUUUGGAUGUUUACAUUAUUUCCAUUAUGUUUGAUCUUUAGCAAAGUAAGUGACUUUUUUAAUUAUUUUUAAAUGACAAUUGUAUUUUAUGAAAUUGAAAUACUCAAUACAAAAUGCGAACCUACAGCAGUGCUCAGACAUUUGGCUCUCUCUUUUUUUGGAAGAGAUAAGGUGCUACAUUGUUGUUCUUAGCACAAGUGCCAGUUAACAAAUGGCAGUGAGGGGAUAAUUUGAAAAUACAACGAAGAACCAAAACAUCCAUUCAUCCACAUAAGGAAAUCCCUCUGGGUUCCAGAUAUAGAUCGCUUUUUUUUCAUUUUCCAUUUAUAGAUUUUUUGGUAAAAAAACUGAUUUGUACCUUUUGUGGAAUGGAUAGCCUUUUGUCAGGGGAUAAAUAUCUUAGUUAGUUAUAUUUUUUGUAUGAGAAGAAAAUGAUUUGUUUCUUAGAAACUGUCAGCGCAUGGAAAAUGCAACUACACAAGUAACCGCUCAAAAAAAGUGCUGGUAGCAGCACACAGCCUUAGUCCAAUGACUGCAGUCGGAGCAAACAAGUAUCUAUCCUGAGAGCAGGAGCUAUCAAAGGUAUUAGCUUAGAGUGAGCCAGUGAAACAAAAUUCUCUCUAAACUCAUGGUGCAAAUUUUCAAAACAAGCAUAAAUGUCUUGUUAUGUUGCUCAGGUUAUAUACUUAAGAGGAUCUGAUAAUCACCAGAAGGGAAAAUGUGAGCUGGUCAUUCCUGGAUUUCCCUAGGAAUACUUAAGUAGUUGUGAUGUCUCUCCCCUGCUUAAAUAUAAUGGUAUAUUUGCAUUUUUGCACAAAUAUGCACAAUUGUUUCAACAAAGGCCACAAUUUCAGUUUUGUUAAAAGGUACCAGGUACAGAUCACCUUCUUCAAAAGAAACAGGAAAGCUUCCUAGCAUGAAUUUUCCCUCAUCCACCUCAAACAACAGUACAGUCCAAACUGGGCAGACGUAAAGCACCGGGAGUGUCUGCUUACCUAAUGGAACCCUUCAUUGCUCUAGAUGGGGUACACUGGCCUUGCCACGCGUUGGCGUAGAAGCAGUGGUGUUGAGAUGCGGAGGGGCUGAGUCUCUGCACCCCAGUGAGAGCCACCCUGCUUUAUAGCCAAUCAAUCACAGGGUGAACACCACAGGUCACACAGGCUUCUCUUCUCCAGGGUUGACUAUGAUUAUGGUCUUACUGAUGCUGGCGAAAAUCUGCAGAAAAUCCACUGAUUUCCACAGAGUAUUCUGGCUUUUGUUAGAGGAUGGAUUUAUUCUGCAUUCCUAACUCUAUAUUACUUUGAGCCAUGGCACAGAUUAUCCUAAAUCAUCAUCAAGUGGGCAGUCUAAUGACUGAGCCAUUGAGCCAGACUGGUUGUGAUGCAGUCUCUGACCUUUUAAUUUUUGGUGUACGCUUUCAGAUCUCUCGUAGAGCCACACAGUACUUAUUUCAAAAAGCUAUUAGGAAAAAAUGUUUGAUUAUGAAAUCGCUGCUGUUUCUGCUGCAGGGAAGUGAUAACUUGUUUAUUUUAGUAUUUGGUAGGUAGGGGGAAGGGACAGAAGUAGGAAUUGGCUGUGAAAUACAAUUUUAUGCCUGCACAAGAGUAAAUUGUAUUAAAGUUAUAUCCUUCUUCCACCACUGCAGUUGUUGUACAUGAGGAGAGUCUAUAUGCUGCUACUGCUGUCUGGAACAGUGUUUGCAAUAUACUAUACUAAUAGCUAUUUAAUCGUUUAUUAUUUGGGCUAUCAUUUUUAAGUGUAUAACAAUCAUUUAUAAAGGGAGAAAAAUGAUUAAAAUGUCAUUUUAAACAAAUUCCUACUAAUAUGAAGCUUUUCAAGUAUGAUUUGUCUAAAUGUAUAUCACUAGGGAAAAUGGUCCUUUCCAAAGGUCUACUGGAUUCACAAUGCACUUUUAGACUGUGUUUAGAUACGUAAUAAAAAGCAGAAGUUGGCAAUUACUACAGUAGAACUUUCUGAAAUUUCUGUAACAAUUGUUUUGCAAUAAAAAAAGAGAUGUAGUUCAAAACA
Molecule: messenger RNA, 10953 nt
Organism: Calidris pugnax (ruff)
Lineage: Eukaryota; Metazoa; Chordata; Aves; Charadriiformes; Scolopacidae
Gene: TRPM3
Product: transient receptor potential cation channel, subfamily M, member 3
Exons: 27
Coding region: 51-5246 (1731 amino acids)
Biological process (GO): protein tetramerization; monoatomic cation transmembrane transport
Cellular component (GO): membrane
Molecular function (GO): monoatomic cation channel activity
Source: RefSeq, a predicted model, not a curated record